AUGCGCCAGCUUUAUGGCAACGAUUCAAACACAAACACACUCUAUGCCGUCGCCGCUGUAAUCGAUAAGAUUCCCGAGAGCUCCGCUCUAAGCAAUCUAGAGUCUGAAGGCUUGUCUCUUUUGGCUAUUGACAAGGAGAACGUACAUGGAAAGGCUGCACCUCCUCGUCGCUUUGGAGAACCUGCAAAUGAGGAAUCUGACAUUCUGGUCUCGAUCCACAACGAACAAAAGAGCCAAAGCCCUACUGGCGUCACUCAUGAAAUCGGCCUGCGCCUAGCGAAUACCGUGUUCGUCAACGGCAAGGAAUCAACUCUUCUUGGCAUGCAGUGGACUCGUGAUAAUACCACGAAUGCAUAUACCCUGGACAGUACGAUAAAUAUGACGAGUUGUGCUGUCAAAUCUACAUCGUCCGCUAGUACCAGCCCUCAUCUCAAACUCCCUCUCUAUCCUAUUGGUGACAGGAGAACGGUGAUCGCCAGCAUGGGGAACAUCCUACGGCAGAUUUCGAAAUCAUCAGACCCCAACUCGCAGGAGCCCAUUCCUGCAUCCUCCGAACUGGAGAAGGAUCUCCCUCGGUAUAUUAAAGAACACAAUAUAACCGAUCAAAGGGUUUCCGUUUGGGCUCUGGUUGAGAAACCGGAUAUCAAAGUCGGAGAUCCCAGCUUGCCAACACGGGACUACCUAAUCCAAUCAUUAUCUCAGGGUGGUAAACUGCACCGGGUCGUGAGUGGAGGUGGAGGAUGGGGCAAGAAGCAAGGCCUUCUUUCCUUGGACCCUGAGAUCAGCUUCUCAGGCUCUGCCCAGCGGCAUGCGCUGGUUGGCCUAGACCAACUUUUCAAUCCCAGCGCAGAUGCCGAGAUGGAUCUACCACCAUUCCUUGCGAAAGGCCUAGUUGGAGAAGACCUUUCCCUGCUGUCGCAGGUCGCAACAGCUGGUGAUUUUAUCCAAUUCUUCGUGUCGGUGGACCCGGCAUCCAUUCAGGACGCUGUUCCAAGUAAUGCUGGCCGUUCAGACGGUAACAUCACAUACCGCUUUGGAAUGGUCUCAAAAGCUGAAGAAAGAUCUCCAUCGGACAUGAUGGAUGGAAACGAUAACAUCACUGUGGUGCCGAACUCGUUCGGAGCACUGUCUGAGAAGUCGAUUUCAUACACUCAACCCAUGGCGCAAGGUGGAGAAACUCCGGGAUCCAGUACUAAGCUCGAUAUCCCCGGAUGCCAGGUUGUUGUGAAAUCUGUAUAA
Molecule: messenger RNA, 1239 nt
Organism: Penicillium cataractarum
Lineage: Eukaryota; Fungi; Ascomycota; Eurotiomycetes; Eurotiales; Aspergillaceae
Exons: 1
Coding region: 1-1239 (412 amino acids)
Source: RefSeq, a predicted model, not a curated record